Molecule: messenger RNA, 2481 nt
Organism: Menidia menidia (Atlantic silverside)
Lineage: Eukaryota; Metazoa; Chordata; Actinopteri; Atheriniformes; Atherinopsidae
Source: the annotation of a GenBank genome assembly
UUGUUUCAGUAAUAAUCUAAAAAAAAAAAAAACUAUAUUUGAGCUGAGAAGAGGGCGUUAGCUACGUGUUUCAAAGCUUGUCAAACAGCUAUGUUACUGUACUGAUUGAUGGAUACACAAUGGACGAUAAGUAGCUCUAUUAGCAAACACAGACAACAAUUCAAACUAGGCACCAGCAACAACAACAAAGGCUGAGAAAAGUCCAGCAGGGGGCGCUGACGUAACUUCAGCUCGUUUACCAACUCGCCGUUGGUGAGAAGAAAUGGAGGAGGAGGCGGAAGAAGAAGAACAACAAUAAACAUAGACAGAAGAUGAUUUGACCCUCUCAGCUGCUCAAAGAGGGAAAAAGACGAGCCGUUUGGUAGAAAUGAACGAACGGAACCCGCGACCCCCCCGGUGAGCCAAAAACUGGAGACGAAAGGGGGUGACGGAGGACAGGAUGGAGGUCGACGGACGCCAGGACUCCACCGCGGAGCUCUUCAGCUGUCUGUCGGACGCUUACGAGUGCUUAGUGACGAGUUCCCCCCCAAAACACCCUGCCGCGCACGUGGCGUCCGCGCUGUUUUCCGGGCUGUGCGAGCCGCCCGCGGAGCUCCACGGAGCCCGGUGGGAGCUGACGUGCCUCGGCCUGACCGUGCUAGGGAGGGCGCUGGGCAGCGCGGCGGUCCCGGGCCGGUCCCCCUGCUGGACGGACGUCCUCAAAACGCUGUUCGAAGACAUGGAGGCCAUGUCCCAAAUAGUGCGCCUUUUCCAGACGGGGGAUGUGGUCGUUUCCCACCUGGCGGCAAAGACGGCAUCGCUGUACGUCGUCCACCUCCUCAAUGAAUCGGGGACAGUCAGCUCCGUCUGGCAGGAGAAGUGUCUGCAGGCGUUCCACAGCUCGGUUCCCGGUACUGAGUUAGAUGCCUGUCUGUGGUCACUGACUGAUGUUCUGAAAAAACUCCUGAAAGGAACUCGUGAAGCUGUGCUUCUGGGAAAAGUCCUGGUGACCUUCGACCCCAGCUUGAGGGCUCUGACUUCCAAGCUGCUCAUAGAAGACAGAAAAGAGGAGGGUUCGGGGUUCGGCCAUCACCGGGGAGUAACCGUCUGCCUCCUGUUGGACCUGCUGGAGGCUCUGACUGCAGCCAGCUGGACAUGUGAGGCAGAGGUCGACCUGGGGCCUCAGACUCUCAUCCAGAGUCACUCCUCGGCCCUCCUGACGGCAGUUAGCUGCUCCUCGCCCUACUUCGUCAAAAGGCAGAUCCUGCUGCUUCUGAAGCGAGCUCUGUUUCAGAAGCUGGGGGAGGACUGGUCUCUGGGAGGACUGAAACCCAGCAGCGGGAGCUCAGACACGAGCGUGCUGGCCCGGUGCGUGCUAACAGCGGUGGCCAACAACUGGUUGGAGAGUGUCCAGGUGGAGCCGGCCGCCUUCUUCGGCGGGACCAGACAGGUCGAGGCAGGGGAAGGACAGAAACCAGGUGGCGUGAUGCAGAGAGCCGUCAGCCUGGUUGUGCUGAAGUCCGUCCAGCUUCAGAUGGAACGAGCCGGAGCAGCUGGAGGAGUGGGCGGAGCCUCGGACGCGUGGCGCUUUCUGCGCGGCUUGUGGGGCUUCCUGAGGCGGUGCUGCGGCUCUCCGGCGGAGCCCCGUCACACCUGCGGCUGGAUCAGCGUGCUGUUUGCAGAACAGGACGACGACCUGAUGGAAGCGAGCCUCACGUGCCUUUCCAUCUUCCUCGCUUACAGACAGUCCCCGGGGCGGGACGGCGAAGCUGGGCUGGAGGCAGCCUGCGCGUCGGGCUGCAACCCCCACUGCCACUUCGUUCUCCUGCUUCAGAGCGUCUCCUUCGACCACAGCAUCCUCCUGGAUUUCCUCAUCUCCGCCGAAACCCGCUUCCUGGAAUACUUUGUGCUGUACCUCAAGUACCUCAGAGAGGACUGGAAGGGCUUCGCGGCAGCAUGCAGAAGUCUACACGCGUCAGACCGCUCAUCUGCCGACGUAAGUGGUGGCCAAAGGCCUGCAGAUAAAGCGGAGUCCAGCCCCUGUGUCCAGCUUGUAUGUCGUAACGCACCAUUGGGAGACUCCAGUUUGGGUUCUGGGCUCCGCCUUGUCGAGUACAGCUCUGAUGAGUCGGAAGCAGAAGAUGCUGAGGAUCCUGAGAUGGAACUGGGGGCGUCCGGACCGUUUGAAGCCACCGGGCUAAAACAUCCAGGGUCACCCACGGCUGUCCCGGAAGAAUGGAAUUCCAGUGCGGAAAGAAAAGCACCCCCUGGAAGGACGUUGUCCGGGCCUGGGCAGGCUUCCUGCGACCUGUCGGACAGAGCAGUUCUCUGUUUGUCAGAGCUGAAAAAGGUGGUGGCCAGGCUGCAUUCAAAGAAACUCUUCCCAUACAACCCCUCUGCUCUCCUGAAGCUGCUGUCUCAGGUGGAGAGGAGAGGCCAGCCGUCAUGACGGUGCUUGUGGCUUUUCUGUGUUUUUCUAAUAAAUGAUUGUCAAACCAAUUA